Messenger RNA from Saprolegnia parasitica CBS 223.65, 960 nucleotides. RefSeq lists its product as hypothetical. The transcript is spliced from 10 exons. Lineage: Eukaryota; Oomycota; Saprolegniomycetes; Saprolegniales; Saprolegniaceae. Bases 1 to 960 code for a protein of 319 amino acids. Gene Ontology annotation, cellular component: cytoplasm. The record is from RefSeq and is a predicted model, not a curated record.
AUGGCAUCGUACAGCUUCUACUCGCUCGUCUCUGCGGUCAAGGACAAGUCGGCCAAGGCCAUCUCGACCUUGAGCUCGGACCUCCAGGAGUUUUCAACAACCGUCCAAGGCGACGUCGCUGAGGUGGCCAAGCAUGUCAAGAAGAAGGUUGAGGAAACGAUGGAGUCGAAGCCUGCCGCUGAAGCGACGGACGAGGCGGCUCCAGCGGACAGCAGCAAAGCACGCGAGCUCCAAGCUUCGGUGACCGCGUCGCUCUUUGCGUUUGGGGCCACGCUCGAGUCCGUUGGCUCCAAGCUUCUUACAAGUGCGGAUGAGUUUAUCGGCGGCUUUGCCGGCGACGAAGCUAACGACACACAUGACGAGCCACUCGACGAAGCCGCGAGUGCUCGCCGCUUCCGUCUCUCGGCGAUGCAGAACGCCGACGAAACGUACGUCGAGCCGCCGGCCAACAUGGACGCCUACACGAAGUGGCGACAGGCCAUUUCGGACGACGACUGGGCGGCGCUGUGCGCUGAAGUCAUUGAGCACUACCCCACGAUCGACACCAAGCGCCAAGAACUCGUGCCGGAAUUAGUCUCAGAGGACGCGUUCUGGGGCCACUAUCUCUACAAGGCGUCGCGUCUCGCAGCCCAGGAACAGCGCAGCGCGCAGUUGCUGCAAAAGGUGGCGGGCGCGAGCGCGGACGAAGAAGAGAUUGGUUGGGACGUCGACUCGCCGCUUGCGAGCCCCACGGCGAAGACAGAGCCGGCUGCGACAGCGGCGGCAGAGCUCGCCCCAGAGACCAAGACGACGCCGGUGACGUCCCACCACUCGGACGAAUGGAUCGAUGUCGACGAAACGAAGAAGGCACCGGAAGCAGCGAUUGUGCUGGCGGACGAAGAAGUGCUCGAUUGGGGCGACGACAACGAGCCAGCACCGGCGGCCAAGUCUGCGAGCGACGACUGGGGCCAAUGGGAGUAA